Molecule: messenger RNA, 883 nt
Organism: Adineta steineri
Lineage: Eukaryota; Metazoa; Rotifera; Eurotatoria; Adinetida; Adinetidae
Source: the annotation of a GenBank genome assembly
AUGAAAGAUAGACUUGAAGAAUUGCGAGAAAAUGUUGAAAAGUAUGAUAAUGAUGAAGAUCUUAACAUUGCGAAACAUUUUGCUGUGAUUGAUAUGGAUGGUGAAUCUAUGAAUGAUGUUUUUUAUAAAGUUAAUUUUCUUGGAAAUGCUAUUGAUAAAUUAGCUGAACUUAUUAAUAUUAUUCAAUCUUUACAAAAUGCUAUGUUAGCACCAUUACCAGAUAUACAAAGUAGAAAUAAACUUGAAGAAAAAAUUCUGGAAAUUCGACAAUUAGGAAACACUAUACGAAAAAAUUUAAACGAAAUGAGAAAAAUGCAAGGAAUGGAUACUAAUACUGAUGAAAAGAAUGCUCGUCAACGUAUUAUUGAAAUUCAUACAGAUAUUCUAACUGAACGAUUUUGUGAUGAAAUGAAUAAAUAUUAUAAAUCAGUUGUUACUUAUCAAGAACAAUGUCGAACAAGAAUUGCACGUCAAAUGCAAAUUGCUGGAUUUGAAAAUACUGAUGACGAAAUAGAUAAACUUCUCGAAAAUGGACAUUCAUUUUUGUAUCCAGAAAUUAGAGUUCAAUUAGAAAAAGAAAAACAAACAUUAUAUGAUAUGGAAGCACGUCAUUUAGAUAUUAUGAAAUGUGAAGAUAGUAUUCGAGAAUUACAUGCUUUAUUUAUUGAUUUAGCUGAUUUAAUUAAUAGACAAGGAGCAGAUAUUUCAUCUAUUGCAGACCAUGUUAAAAACGCUGAUGAAUAUUUAGAAACUAUUCCACAUAUUUUGCCGUCGAAAAAAUCAAAUCGAUCUGCUAAAAAAGUGAGUAAAACUAAAUAUUUUAAGAUAUGUUGUAUUAUUAUCUAUAUGUUAUUUAGAUAAAAAUAUGUCUAAUUAUGACUUU